CCGACCCGAAUGAGAUAUGGUGGGACGAGCCGGCCGAUCUAGACCUGCGAACCCGAUCCUAGCAAUAUUCGUGGUGUCAGUAUACGUCCUUGGCUUUGCAUUUGGGCCGGUCGUUGCGGCGCCGCUAAACGAGAUAUGUGGCAGACUGCCGGCAUACCGAGUUAGCAGCGUGUUGUUCGUUGUGUUCUCCGUCGCUUAUGCGUUGAGCACGAACAUGGGCAUGCUGAUCGUUUUCCACUUUCUCAUGGGCUGUUGCGGAGGUGUACCCUUGACCAUCGGAGCGGGAUCCAUUAUGGACGUCAUGCCCACGGAAAAGCGUGGAGGUGCUCUAGCAAUCUGGAUCACGGGCCCUAUCAUAGAGCCAGUCAUCGGCCCAGUUGUUGGAGGGUUUCUUUCAGAGGCUAAGGGUUGGCGGUGGGUGUUCUGGCUCCUGACAAUCGUCACUGGCGCGCUCGGAUUGGUUGUAUUGUUUGUUCUGAGAGAAACAUAUGCACCGAUCCUCCAGGGAAAGAAAGCAAAGAGACUCCGAAACAUUUUACUGCCCACGAAGAUAUUCUUAUUCAGGCCCGUUAUGUCGGUUAUGGCCGUCUACGGCAUCUUGUAUAUCCUCUAUACCACCUUCACCAAGAAAAUGGGGACACACUCAUACCGGAGCACCGAAUACCCUUCUCCCAUACCCUCCCCGGCUCCCCGGCGAUUCCUGCUGGGCUAUUCAUAUAUGGAUGGACAGUCCAACAUCAAGUGCAUUGGAUCGUCCCAAUGCUUGAUCCCUCUCCAAGUCUACCUUGUCGAUGCGUUCACUUUGCAUGCCGCAAGUGCCAUCUGGGCGAGCAACAUCGUCCGUUCCAUUGCAGCCACCUUGCUUCGUCUGUGUGCACUACAGAUGUACGAUGCAUUAGAGCUGGGUUGGGGCAACUCGUUGCUUGGAUUUAUGGCGUUGAUACUUGUGCCUGUGCCCGUCAUCUUCCGAAAAUACGGGCCGUACCUACGAGAACAGUAUCCAUUGUCGCUGUAG
Eremomyces bilateralis CBS 781.70 is the source of this 1015-nucleotide messenger RNA. RefSeq names its product MFS general substrate transporter. The record is from RefSeq and is a predicted model, not a curated record. The coding region runs from base 17 to 1015 and encodes 332 amino acids. Gene Ontology annotation, biological process: transmembrane transport. Gene Ontology annotation, molecular function: transmembrane transporter activity. The transcript is spliced from 4 exons. Lineage: Eukaryota; Fungi; Ascomycota; Dothideomycetes; Eremomycetales; Eremomycetaceae.